AGUUCCCUCCGCCCCAGUUUUAUCAGAGUGUCAACUACGAGCUGGCCGUUCUUUUUCUAGCCAAUGCUAAAAACAAGGUCUAAAGUUCAGAGCCUCUGAUGAGCAGAUCUGGGUCAAGUCUAACAUUUGGAAAGCAUUUUUUUCCCCCCGGACUGAGACGCAGCUUUGUUCCUUCCAUGGACUGCAAUUGUGAUGGAUUCCAUGGCCGUAAGCACGUCUGCGACGGGUCAGGAUGAGUUUGACCGGAACGCGCCGCGGAUCUGCGGUGUGUGUGGCGACAAGGCCACCGGAUUCCACUUCAACGCCAUGACCUGUGAGGGCUGCAAGGGAUUCUUCAGGCGCAGUAUGAAGCGUAAGGCGAGCUUUACCUGCCCGUUCAACGGAAACUGCACCAUCACCAAAGACAACCGGCGUCACUGUCAGGCGUGCCGUCUGAAACGCUGUGUGGACAUCGGCAUGAUGAAAGAAUUCAUUCUGACGGAUGAGGAGGUGCAGAGGAAGAAGGAUCUGAUCCUGAAGCGUAAGGAGGAGGAGGCGGCGCGAGAGGCGCGGAAACCUCGACUGAACGAUGAGCAGAUGCAGAUCAUCAACAUGCUGGUGGAGGCGCAUCACAAGACUUACGACGACUCGUACUCCGACUUCGUACAAUUCAGGCCUCCGGUAAGAGAAGGUCCAGUCACUCGCAGUGCCAGUCGAGCGGCGUCUCUUCAUUCUCUCUCUGAUGCUUCAUCGGAUUCAUUCAAUCAUUCACCAGAAUCUGUGGACACUAAACUGAAUUUCAGUAAUCUAUUGAUGAUGUAUCAGGACAGUGCAGGCAGUCCAGACUCCAGUGAGGAAGAUAACUCACGUCUGUCCAUGUUACCGCACCUCGCCGACCUCGUCAGCUACAGCAUUCAGAAAGUCAUCGGAUUCGCCAAGAUGAUCCCUGGAUUCAAGGAUCUGACAGCUGAAGAUCAGAUUGCUCUGUUGAAGUCCAGCGCUAUCGAGAUCAUCAUGUUGCGUUCGAAUCAGUCGUUCAGUCUGGAGGACAUGAGCUGGAGCUGUGGUGGACCAGACUUCAAAUACUGCGUUAAUGAUGUCACCAAGGCGGGACACACUCUGGAGCUGUUGGAGCCACUGGUGAAGUUUCAAGUGGGUUUGAAGAAACUCAACCUGCAUGAACAGGAACAUGUGCUGCUGAUGGCCAUCUGCCUGCUGUCACCAGAUCGGCCGGGCGUUCAGGACCACGCACGUAUCGAGGCUCUACAGGACCGUCUGUGCGACAUUUUGCAGGCAUAUAUCCGGAUCAACCACCCAGGUGGGCGACUCCUGUACGCCAAGAUGAUCCAAAAGCUUGCAGAUCUGCGCAGCCUGAAUGAGGAGCACUCAAAGCAGUACCGCUCGCUGUCAUUCCAGCCCGAGCACAGCAUGCAGCUCACGCCCCUCGUGCUGGAGGUGUUCGGCAGCGAGGUCUCCUAGCAUCCAAAAGCCCCCCGUAACGCUCCGGAUCCCGGAAACCGCACCGAGAUGGCCACACACACACGCUCAGCAUAUUAGAGCAGCAGUGUAUCAUGCAGGAGGUGGAAAGUGUCUCGAUUCACACUAUGGGGGGCUGUAGGAAUGAGUGUGUGUGUGUGUGUGUGUGUGUGUGUGUGUUUGAGAGAGAAAGAGAGGGUGGGUGGUGCACAGUUCUGAAUAUUGUUUCGGAAUUCCUGCUUCUAAGCUAUAAGGGAAUUCUGAAAGGAAUGUAUUAAUAAUGUAUGAAUAGAAUAAUACAUAUAAACUAAUAUUUAUAUUUAAGAGAGAGCUGGUUUGUAUUAAAUAAAAACGUAUGACCGAGGUGAUCCUCUGUUGUAAUAGGAUUAGUAGGCUCCUUUAGUAAAUGUGUGUGUGUGUGUGUGUGUGUGUGUGCAUUAGUGGUCAACCGAUACUGAUAUUUAGUGAGCAGGGUGACUGAUGGCUGAUAUAAUUCCUAUAUAUUCCUAAAACAAUGUAAAAAUGUCUUUGUUCCAAAACCUAGUGUGCUGCCAACAUAGGCAACACUUUUUAAGGUAUCACAGGUAGAAGUCAACCGAUAUUAGAUUUUACCGAUACCGAUAACUAAGCUGGUAAAAAAGGCAGAUUAAUCAGCUGAUAGUUUUUAAAAACAUUAACAUGAAUUGAAUUUCUUAGUCAUCCCUUACUUUGACUGGCACUGAUAUAGAGGCAACAAGAGUGCAAAAUGCAUAAAAUCAAAGAUGCAGUUUAUUGUGCAACCAAAAUCCUAAUAAUAACCAGAAAACAAAAGAUUUGGUGUGUAAUGCAGCACUUUUAACUAUGAGCAAGCCAGAAAUACACCUGGGACUCUUAUUUUGAAAAGUCUAUUCUCCAAGCUCACACAAAUGCAUAAGGGAAACAAAAUACGCACACUUACAAUCAUUUACAAUGUAAACAUUUUAAAGUAAACAUUGCCAUAUAGGCUAAUAAAUGCAGACUAAAAACACUGGCACUUUAAACACUGUCAGUCAAAAUCAACAUGAACAUUGACAUGAAAUUAUAAAUAACUUGUAUCCACUUAAAAUAAACUGUAUGCAUUAAAUUUUACAGAUAACCGAUAGUUCCGAAAAGCAAUUAUAAGGUGCCGAUUAAUCGGGUAAACCGAUAUAUUGUUGAUCUCUAAUCAUAGGCAUGCUACUGACACGAUGGCUGUUCCGAAACGCAGCAUGAUUUUGCAACCUUCUAAGAUGCCUUCUUUUGAUCAAAUUCUGAGGCAGCAUUGCAUGCAUCCUUAACGCAAAAGUCAAUCCCAGAAUGCAUUGCGAUAAACUCACUGUAAAAAAUCUAUCAAAGAUGGUGGGCGACGCGAGAGAAUGUUCGAUUAUGAAUAUAUUUGUAUUGCACUGAAUGCAAAAAUAUUGUUCAACAGAAUUACUAAUUGGCUAUUUUACUCUAUAUUUUUGUUUGAUGUAUUUUUUGUAUGUCUGGGAAUUUAACGCGAUUAAUAGUUUACUGUUUAACACGUAAAACAAAAAUUAUGCAAUUUAUAUAGUAUCUGUUUUUUUACCCACAUUCUGUGGUUAAAAUUUGCUUGUUCAUUACACACAAUGCAUUUCCCGGGCAUAAUAAACACAGGAGCGGAUUUACUGUACGGAGACUGCAAGUGGUAAGCCAGGUGUGGGAGAGAAAACGCUCACUCACUGUCAUCUGAACCGGUGGUUAAAGCGAAUUAAACAAAGCAAAUUAAACUUCAACAUUCAAUUGGGUUUGUAUUCAUAUGUAUAGUGUCUUAUAAUGCAUUGGCAAUGUACACAUAAGUUUCUCUUAAAAAUAAAGCUUGAUAUAAAUUAAAUCUGCCCAUUUAAUACUAUUAUUAAGAAGUACACUGAAAAAAAAAAAAACUGCAGAAGACUUUGCCCGACUUUUAUUUACAACAUGUCCACUGAUUUUAUGACAGGUACUUGUAUCAGAGAUUUAUACCUGUAAAAAUGAACAUUUUAACAUGUGCACAUUUAAAUAAUUAUAAUAAAUGAUUACUAACCAAUUUCUUCAAGUUCUUUGAAACAGAGUAUAAAGUAAAUAUAUUUAAUGAUUACAUUCUAAUGUUUUUUUUAAAUGUGCCAUGAUUAAUUGCGAUUAAUCACAGAAAACUAUGCAAUUAGUUAAAAUGUUUUAAUCGAUUCACAGCUCUAAUUUUAUGAUUAUUGUAUUGCGUUGUUAUAUUAGUAACCUGUAAAUUCCAAAAUCUAUUGUAAUCAAUUGUGUCAAGUUUCCUGCGUCUGUCACAAGAAAAGUUGCUAAAUCAGUUAUUUCUGAGGUUCCGUUUUAAUUAGAAUACUGCCUUAGAAGGCAGCUGUCUAUUUAGGUAGUAGAGAGCAAGGCAGCUCACUAGGUUUUGGAACAGAGCUCUUACUCAGAUUCACUCAAAUGUAUCCAAACAGAAAAUGUGCUUUAUCCAUUGGAAAAUCUGUCAGUAUAUUGUGGAAUUUACUAGUUAAAUGUCACUACUGUUAAUUGGCCAAGUGGGUGUAGACUCAAAAUGGCCAAAUAUGGUCGAAUUAAUCAGCCUGACCGAUAUAUCGGUUUAUCACUAGCAUGCAUGCUUGGAUGUUAAGAGCAAAAUAUGUAUUUAAAGUCACAUGCUACACACACACACGCACAUUAUAACAAGAGAAGGGGUCCUGAACUGUAGGUCUGAUGUCUGUAUAGAUUGGAUCUUGGAGGACCACAAGAGAGCCGAAAAACAGGAACCGUCCCGAGUUUGGCCUGAAUGGUGUUCUAGUUGUAUUUAACAUUAAUAACAAGGCUUUCUGGCUGCUUCAACCACAGAUUAAAUCUUAAUUCUGGACUGAUAACUUGGUACUAGAUCUUUAGUGGAGAUUAACAGUGAUUUAGUCCAAAACUAGCCCUUACUGUACUCUUCACAUGCAAUAUUGUCCCAAUCCAUAUAGAGUAAAGAGCAACCCUCAAGUACUCAGGACUUGUAUUUGAUGAGUUUGGUGAUGCAUCGCUGAAGUUCACUGCAAUGUGCUCGACUUUGGUGGGUUGUUUUUAUUUUGUCUGUUACGAAAACAAACAUUCAGUCGCAUUAAGUAAACACGAUCAGAACGAAUUUCACCAUUUAAAACCAUAUAUUGUCUACUGUAACAAAUUACGUAAGAAAAAAGGAUUUAAGAAUGGGAUUUACACUAAAGCCAGACCGAUAUAUCGGUUUAACAGAUUAAUUGGUGCUGAUAGUUGCUUUUUGGAACUAUCGGUUUUCUGCAAAAAUCGAUGCCGAUAGUUGCCGAUAGUCUCUGACCUCUUUGUCUGUGCCAACUAAGAAAAUGUAACAUUCUAUGAAUCGUUUUUUAAAAACUUUUGGCCGAUUAAUCGGUUAUCAGCCUUUUCCACCAAUGAAGUUAUCGGUAUCUGCAAAAUCCAAUAUCGGUCGACCUCUAAUUUACACUGAAAUUAGUGUUUAUUUACGCAUAUUGUGGCUCAUUCUACACAAAUUGUUGCGUGUUUGCGAAAAUUUACCCAAAAUGGUUUCUCAAAUGAUUCGUUCUGCUCAUGUUUCAUAAACGAGGCCCAGUUUAGUCCCUCAUUCCAGUAGGUUCCAUGCAGCUCUCUUGUGGUCAUAAGCUGUAAAUACCACUCGUAUUGUUUCUGUACAUAUGUCUAAUGAAAAGAAUAGGCUAAUACAAAGUCAAUUAAUCAGCCGAUAAGAAGCUUGGGAGAAAUAUGCAAAUAUGGUAUUUUCCUAUGUUUUGGUGUCUUUUACUCUCAGAUAAGAUAAUAAGCUUUUACGACUGUAUCUAUCCCUGAUGCUUUUAGGUGCAAAUUCCACAUUGAAUUGUAUUGUUAUACUGUUUAAUCAUGGAUUAGUUUUGUAUGGAUUUUGAGACGUCAAACUGGACUUUUGUUUGUUUUGUUUUCUGCAAAUCAAUGAGACAUCUCAACCAGGCUGCUGCUGAGCUGCAUCGCUCUUUCUUCUGCUUUCUGAUCUCAAAAUGCUAACGGACAUAAACUGAGCAACUCAACUGGUGCUUUAGGUUUUUUUUCUGCUACAAACGCUGCCUCAAACCAGCCCGGUCAACGGUCCCAUCAAAGGACUCUUCAAAGCUUUAACAUUAUUACAGGUGAAACGGGAUAGGGAGGUUGCCCGGACGUUAGCUGCUAAUGGAAGGGGUGCUGUUUUCAAGAGUCGCCGCCCCAUUCCUUUAUCUCAGCUGUCUUUGUAAAAGAGAAUUCUAGAAAUAGCUGGAAUGUUCUUCGAAAGUUCGAGUGACUAGAACAGAUGUGGAACUUCUGGAUAAACGCUGUCCUCCGACAGCGGAACUGGGACAUGGGUAUGUAGGACAUCAGCAUAGGGACAUUUGAGAGACCGAUUGGUCUCUUUAAGUGGACUGGUGCAUGGCCAGACGCUCUCUGGUGAAAUGCAGAACUGUCUUGUGGAUGAUGGAUUGCGACACCGUGUAUAUACCAGUUAUGAUAAGCUUCUGUUGGACUACAAUGGUUGGUAGCUAAGGAACAUUGGCUGUUCCGUCCCCUACUGUCAUAGGAUAAUCAGAUAUGGCAUUGCGCAGUUAUCUGUGGUUUCUAGUUCAUUGGGGUAGAUUGUUGCUACUCCAGGAAAUGGCCACUUUUCCCUCCAGAAGCAGAUGACCACCUUCGCCAGCUCAACCCUAACCCGGUCAACUCCAAUGCAACUGGAUUGCUUACAUCCAAUCAACAAGGGAAAUAAAAUGACAAUGUCUCACACGCGAAACGUGGCAAGACUUGUCCCACUGUGGGUUUACAGGAAAGAGAAGAGCUGUCUUGGCUCCGAAGCGCCCUCUUGCCUCAACCAAGCUAAGAAAGACAGGAUUCCAAGUGCAUCCAAUACGCAAGAGUUCCACCAAUCUUGGGAUUGUUUCAUUGGCAUCUGAAUGGAAUAAAUGGGGUUGGCGUUACCCCAGUGGCUCUUUCAUCAGUACGUCAGUGUUUUUGUGAGGGGGGAGUUCUUUUAAAUGCUUAGGUGAACAUUUUCUGGACUGUCUAUGCACUUUGUGUCAGUUUAUGUGAGCCAGAGCGAAAGGUCAUGGUCUGGAUUGGCUCGCCGAGAGCAUCCUCACGGAUUUCCAGAGAUACUACAGAGAGGAAUCAAGGCAAAUUCAGUCAUAGUUUGUUGAGCAUGGCGACUCAAGUCAUUCUGAUGUUCUUAAGGAAGGUUUAUUUUGAGUCCUUGUCAAGCAGAAUCCCUCUAAGGCAUCUCUGUUAGCCUCCAUGUUGGAUGUUCUUGGCUGAAUUUAAGGCAGCAGACCAACCCUACUGCUUUAGUGUUGUAAAGUAUUUUGGUUGGUCAUGGUGCCAUGUGCUUCACAGCUAGACCGAAGAAAUCCAGAUGUCACAAGUGCAAAAUUUGCACUUUCUCUGUAGUUGCUUUGGAAAGGAAGCGUCUCCCAAGAACUUAAACAUGAAAAUGAAAGAGUUUGUUAAAAUGCCGUUCCCUCGAAUUCUAGAAGCUGAGCUGAGUAUGGAUUUCUUCAGUCUAGUUGAGGAACAUGUAAUUUUUGUUAAUUUACGUACAUAAAUGCGGGUGACUAGAACAGAAUUGUUGAUGACUGUUUGAAUGCUGAUUGGAAAACACAAACCACCAGGUGCCGUUGUUAACCAAAAUGAACUACCUCUCUCAUUCACACGUUAUCAUUACACCAUUUCAUGUUUGUUUGUAUGUUUUAGGUUUUCUUUGUUAAGAAACACUAAAUCCUUCACUUAUUUAUUCCUCACCGACUCAAAUGCUGGACUGUUUACCUCAAGAAAUUAGCUUAGCCUAUAGCUUAGACGGUGAUCUACUGCCUGUCUGGUGGCCAAAACCCCAUUUCUUGGUGUGCUAGAUAUAAUCGCUGUUAUGCUUAAAACAUGGCAGCUCUGUGCAGGAUGCCCAGUAAGUGCGUGUGCUAAAGAGUGUGUAAAGAGUGAAAACCUGUACAUUCUACAUCAUAAACGUCGCAAAAACAUCUACAGAACCUCUCGAUGACGUAUUGGAGAUGAGCAAAUGCUCCAAAAAUAACAUCUUUCAGGUCAAAACACUCACAUUGCAUAGACGUCUUGCGCUAUCAGGGUGGUUGAUAAUGUCGACCUGCACAGGGAGAUUUUCCCGCUAGCCUGAAUUGCUAGUCUCUGUCAGUAUUCGCUCUUACUCAUGCAGAAUGCAAAGCAUUGACAAACGAGCUAGCUAAUCCCAAAGGAUGCUUAAUAAGCUAGCUAAUUUAGGUACAUUUUAAAAGUUAUGUCUGUUUUACCGCGCUACCGUAAAUGCACUGUCUUCAAGCAGUGAAAUCUGUGUAACACAUAUAAAAUAUUUGGGCAUUGCAGAUGUUUACUUUGUAUUUUAGAUGUUAAAAGUUUCCAUCUGUGUUUGAGCUAAUAGCAUUACCGCCUGUUCGGCCUCUAUCGCCCCUAUCUGCUUCCUUUUGUCUUUCCUUUUUUGCUAUCUCUCUCCUUGUCCCAGUGGCGUGUCCAGACAUAUUGGCGCUAUUUUUUUUAAUUGUUUGUGUGGCGGUUGCAUUGCGUAGCACUGUGUCUUGCACCAUUUGUUUUUACAGCAGCCUCGGAUUCGGGAGAUGGCCAUUCAUAGUUUAGAAUUAGGGAUGUCAAAUCAAUUUUAGGGGUGAGGCUACCAUCUGGACACGCCCGUGUCCUCUCUGUUUCUCUUUGGACUGUUCCUCAAACUUGUAUCAUUAACUCAUCUAAAUCACCUUCUGUCUGUUAAACCCUUGCUGUCGUCCUGACGUCCAACCUCUUUCCUGUUGUCUCAGUCUAUCCGUGUCACAUUUCCAUCCAUGUUCCCCCUGAACUACACCCACACACACACACAGAUUCACCACCAGCAUUUAUUUUACAGAUAAAACUACUUUGUACUCUUAUGCAGUAUAGAAAAUGUAUUAUGUUGAAUUUCAAACAUAGAGACUGACAGAUUACCGCUAAACUUCUUAACAUUAUUCAAACAGGCCUCUCCAUGCUAUCUCAGAUAAAGAACCUCUGUGUGCCUACACCCCAAAGCCUUAUUUUGGGAACGUGUCAGGGUUACGGCAUUCGUUUUAAAGCAGUCUGUGAAGCUUUACCCAGUAUUCAUAGAUGAGAUUGUGAACAAUAGUCAGACUAAGUACAUGUUGUGUAAAUAAGUCAUUUUUGGGGAUCCAUUUGUGUAUAAAGAAUCCAUGGAUGACUUUAAGGCAAGAAACAUGUUCUACACAAGUACCAGAUGCGAAUGCUUGUCCAAUGCAUUGCAAGUGUGCAUUAGUGUGCCGCAAUCCUCAAGGAGGCGAUAGAGUUUCCUUCAAAUGUCUGUGCCAUCAAACCGAAUGUCUUAUUAAUCCGAUAGUUAGCUUUUAACAUGUUGAAAGUUGAACUAACUUUAACUAUGCCAGCAAGAUUCUCUUCAAACUGUUGCUCCACCAUGGCAGUAGUUUACCCUAAAGGGUUACGCCACUGCUCACUAAAGCACCACUUGCAGCAAAACUUUUCGUUGCAUCUUGAAUUCUUGACACAUUUUGAAAUGAUGCAUGAUAAUGAGUUUGCAUAGCUAGAUGCGUUUGCAUUCACAUACUUGUGUAGCGCAUGUUUCAGGUCCUGAACCGAAGAACCACAGAUGAGGUUGAAGAAUUAAGAACUUCAGAGUGGAUUUUCAGUCUGGCUAUAGUUCUCAGUUCACCCAAAUACAGGAAAGUUCUGAAUGGUUUAUCCGUGAUCCAAACACUCAUCUCAAACAGACAGGCCGAGAGAAAACUCCUUGACUCUGGUGCCUUAAUUUCUGUUUUUACGAACAUUCAUUCAAAUGGUUUGAAGUCUUUGUAACACAUUACAUGUGCAUUUUUAUUUUACUACAAGGUGAAUUAUAACAUUUAUUGUAGGUGACAAAAGCUUGUGUAAUUGUGACCUGAACGCGUCCGUAUGCUCUUGCCAUCAAAACAGUAUUUUUAACGUAGUGUACCGUAGCUUUCAGGCAGAAACAAUCUACUCUCUAUAUAACUGAUUAACUAUAUUCAUUGCUUGGUAACAGGUGUCUUCAUAAAAGCAAAUAUAUUUUGGGACGAGCCGGUUGGUAAAGCAGCACUUCUGGAUAUGGUACUCGUCUGUUUGGUAUGGUUUCACCACUAUCACAGGUUUCUUCUGUUCGUCCAGGUUUCAACUUCAGAAUCAACUUGACCUCAGAUUACUCUGGAACCAUGUGCUGCUUUCCCAAAAUGACUGCUUUUAAAGGAGAUCUAAAACUAUCAGAGAAUUGCAGAGAAGACUUGAAAAAUAAAUGUUAUUGUCAUUUAUUCACCCCCAUGUUGUUCCAGACCUGUAGCUUCUGUUUGCUGUACAAUGAAAGUGGUUGGUAAUUUAUACUGCCAAGCUCAGAAAAACACAAAAAAGCACCAUAAAUGUAUCAUAAAAACUAGCGAUAGACCGAUAUAUCGGCCAGGCCGAUAACCGUUUUUCACUUGGGCAAUUAAAAGAAUUGUUAACUUUCCCUUGUGUCAGUAGAUCUACCAGUAGAUUUAUCAAUGAAUAGUCAACACUUUCUAUUUUCAAGUUUGUUUGUUUUUUCAGGUUUAUGCAAAUUUUAGAUAAUAUUGCAUAAAAUAAGUGUUUUUUUUUUUUUCACUUUAGAAAUUGUGUGCAUCUGAUUUGCAGUUGUUAAAUUGUAUUAUGCUUAUCUGCAUUUAUAUCGGCCAUCCUGCUCUCUAGAUAUCGGUAUCGGGCAUUGAAAAACCCAAAUAGGUUGACAACUAAUAAAAACACCAUAAAUGUAUCAAAAACUAUUUAUUGACCGAUAUAUAUAUCGCCAGGCCGAUUAAUCGGCCAAUAUUUGACCAGUUUGCGAAUAUAUCGGCAUCGGUCGAUAACCAUUUUUCGCUUGGCCAAUUAACGAAGUGUGAACUUUCCCUUGUGUCAGUUCCAAAAUCUACCAGUAGAUGUCAAUGGAGAGUCAGCACUUUGUGUUGUUAAAUUGUAUUAUGUUUAUUGGCCAUCCUGCUCUCUAGAUAUCGGUAUCGGCAAUGGCCAUUGAAAAACCAAUAUUGGUUGACCACUUAUAAAAACACCAUAAAUGUUAUAUAAAAACAAGUUAUAGACCGAUAUAUCAGCCAGGCCGAUUAAUCGGCCAAUAUUUGACCAGUUUGCGAAUAUAUCGGCAUCGGUAGAUAACCAUUUUUCGCUUGGCCGAUUAACGAAGUGUGAACUUUCCCUUGUGUCAGUUCCAAAAUCUACCAGUAGAUGUCAAUGGAGAGUCAGCACUUUCUGUUGUUAAAUUGUAUUAUGUUUAUCGGCAUUUAUAUCGGCCAUCCUGCUCACUAGAUAUUGCCAUUGGCCAUUGAAAAACCCAUAUUGGUUGACCACUAAAAAACACCAUAAACAUAUCAUAAAAGUGAUCCAUAGGACUCCUGCACUAUAUAGAUUUGUGUAAAAAAGUGCAGUUUAAAUUACAGUCCACUUUUAUUGUAUGGAAAAGUGAAGCUCUGACAUUCUGCUUAACAUCUUUCAGUGUGUUUGACGGGAGAACAUAAAUAAUACAUGUUUGGAACACCAUGAGAAUGAGUAUUUAAUGACUAUUUAUAUUUUUUGGAUUAACUAUCCAUUUAAAGGAAUAUUCCAGGUUCAAUACAAGUUAAGCUUAAUCAACAGCAUUUGUGGCAUACUAUUGAUUACCACAGUAAUUUAAGCAGAAAUGGAGGUUACAGUGAGACACUUACAAUGGAAGUGAAUGGGGACAAUUUUUGGAGGGUUUGAAGGCAGAAAUGUGAAACUUCUAAUUUUAUAAAAGCUUUAAUUCCAGGUAAAACUUGUGUAUUAUUGGAGCUGUAAAGUAGUUGAAAUCGUCUUAGUUUUCUGUCAUAAGGCAACAAAGUUGUAAAAUUGGCAAUAACUAUUGACUAUACACAGAAAAGGUUAGUAAGUGAUUUUAUCACUCUAAAAUCAGCUUAACAUGCAUAUGCUGCCUAUUGAGUUUAACUUGUACUGAACACGGAAUAGUCCUUGAAGAUCGGAAUUCUCUGAGAGUUCUGGAACAACGUUUGAGAUUUUUCAAUCAGAAAACUCUUAACUUCUAAAAAAAAUAUAUAUAUUCUCGUUAAUAAUAAUAUAGGCUUUUGAAGUGAAGGCUUGGACACUCAGGACACCUCUUCAGUGGUGGAGCGUUGUUUGGAUCACAGAGAACUCAAUAUGACUUUCUAAAACCCAGAAACACAUCAUGUCACAAACACACUUGACAUUUUUGUAUUAUUAUCAUAAUUUCUAGAGGAUCUAUGAAAAGCUCAAAAUCACUAGUGAUGUUUCAUUCUAUUCAAACUGUCAGUCAGCGUAGAUUUGAUUUGGUCUGUAUGGUUGUCCACACAAUGAAGACAGUGCUGACAUUGUGUCCCUGUCUCAUCUGUUGAUGUCUCCUUUUCCCUUGAAUGUCAAUUACACAUUUAUUUUGUGCAUUGUAUGUAGUAAAUAAGAUGUUUUGGGAAAAAAAAUCACAAAUAAACAGCUGUACAUACUGAUGCAAA
Myxocyprinus asiaticus (Chinese sucker) is the source of this 11957-nucleotide messenger RNA. Its product is annotated as vitamin D3 receptor A. The record is from RefSeq and is a predicted model, not a curated record. Lineage: Eukaryota; Metazoa; Chordata; Actinopteri; Cypriniformes; Catostomidae. Gene Ontology annotation, molecular function: zinc ion binding; nuclear receptor activity; vitamin D response element binding. Gene Ontology annotation, cellular component: nucleus. The coding region runs from base 193 to 1458 and encodes 421 amino acids. Gene Ontology annotation, biological process: cell differentiation; positive regulation of transcription by RNA polymerase II; negative regulation of transcription by RNA polymerase II. The transcript is spliced from 9 exons.